UACAGAAGUGAGAGUGUUGCACCAAGAGGGGAAGGUGCUUAUUCACCUUUAUUCCCGGGUCCCUGCUCCAGCAGAUCGGUCUGACCUGCCCCCGUCAGGUGCUACAGCUUGGUACAGCAAUGGAGCCGGCUUUUGGGGAAGUUAACCAGCUAGGAGGGGUGUUUGUGAAUGGGAGACCUCUGCCCAAUGCCAUCAGGCUGCGGAUUGUGGAGCUAGCCCAGCUUGGGAUCAGGCCCUGUGACAUCAGUAGGCAGCUGCGAGUAUCCCAUGGAUGUGUCAGCAAAAUACUGGCUCGUUAUAAUGAGACUGGAUCCAUCCUGCCAGGAGCCAUUGGUGGCAGCAAACCCCGAGUAACCACCCCGACGGUGGUAAAACACAUCAGGACCUACAAACAGAGGGACCCUGGUAUCUUUGCCUGGGAGAUCAGGGACAGACUGUUGGCAGAUGGGGUGUGUGACAAAUACAAUGUGCCCUCAGUCAGCUCUAUCAGCAGGAUUCUCCGAAAUAAGAUUGGAAAUCUCUCCCAACAAAGUCAUUAUGACACCCAUAAACAGCAUCACCACCCUACAGCCGCCUCUGCCCUCCAAUACAACCACAUCUACUCCUAUCCCAAUCCUAUGGCUGCAGGGGGCAAGGUGCCCACACCUCCUGGCAUGUCCUCUAUACCCUGCACCAUGGCCAUGCCCCGGACCUGGCCCUCCUCACACUCUGUCACAGAUAUACUGGGAAUUAGGUCCAUCACAGACCAAGACACAUCGCCCUACCACAGCCCCAAGCUGGAGGAGUGGAGCAACCUAGGCAGGAGCAGCUUCGCCUCCACCCAGCACAUGAUGAAUGGACUGGAGAAGGGCUCCCUUGAGCAGGAGGUGAAGUACAGCCAGACAGCCAGUGGUUUACCAACAGUCGGUAGUUUUGUGGCAGCUUCAGGCAUGACUCCAUACCCAACUGCUGCCCCUGUAUCCCCAUAUAUGGCAUAUGGCACAGCAGCACCCACAGGCUAUGUGACAGGACACGGAUGGCAGCACACCGGGGGCACCCCACUGUCGCCUCACAACUGUGACAUCACUGCAUCACUUGCAUUCAAAGGCAUGCAGACAGCGCGAGAAGCAGAAGAAACAAAAGUAAGCAUUCAACCACGCAAAUCCCAACAGUCCUACCACAUAUCCCAACGCCAUGGGACAGUUCAUAUGUCAAGUGCGUAGAAACCAUGGACAGACUCUGUGCACUAAUAUACCAAUCUCAUGUAAAACAUUCCAAGGUCUAUUAAACUAUCGUAUAAAGAAUUGGAACAUCGAACAACCACAUGGAUCAUAACUUGGACACCUCACUCACUUGGAUUUGUGGUCAGCAUGAUCGAUAUACACCUAGUGGACAUACUGUGAAAGACUCUUCUCAAGAUUCAUGGAACCACAUUUCUGCACCUUGUAAUGGAAUUUUAAGUAGGAUACUUUCCAGCUGAACUACCACAAAAAAAAAACAACUUCCAGUUACCCUUAACUCAGAGUCUAUUGCCUUCAUAAAACUUGCCUUUAUAAAACUUGUGGUUUGUAGCUUUCAAAAAAAUUAAGGAGCUCCCACACAAAGAAACCUGAACUUAAUGUGAACAGGAAAUGAAGGGAUGUUGGACUUGUACCUCAUGCUGUGUAGAGCUUUGCAGAUCUUCAGCAGCUAAAUAUGGGGUCAACGGGUUUUAAACCCAAACUACACAAAGGAUUAUGGUCGCUCAAAGUGAUCGAGCCAGAUGUGAUCUGGGAGACUUGUUCAUCAAAUUCAAAAUUUACCAUCUUUUAUUAGUACAUGUAACUUGUCUUGGUCAAUGUCUGUUAGAAGAAUACGUACAUGUAUGAUAAAUGGAACACACAAACAAUAUUUAAACAGGAAAUGUGAAAACAUGUUAUGUCAUUGUAAAAAUGUUGAUUAUUAUGGUCCAUUUUAACUAUAACAA
Messenger RNA from Pseudophryne corroboree (corroboree frog), 1945 nucleotides. It is a transcript of the gene PAX9, whose product is annotated as paired box 9. Gene Ontology annotation, biological process: anatomical structure development; regulation of transcription by RNA polymerase II. Gene Ontology annotation, molecular function: RNA polymerase II cis-regulatory region sequence-specific DNA binding; DNA-binding transcription factor activity, RNA polymerase II-specific. The transcript is spliced from 5 exons. The record is from RefSeq and is a predicted model, not a curated record. Bases 120 to 1202 code for a protein of 360 amino acids. NCBI's taxonomy places the organism in Eukaryota, Metazoa, Chordata, Amphibia, Anura, Myobatrachidae.